Molecule: messenger RNA, 1020 nt
Organism: Blepharisma stoltei
Lineage: Eukaryota; Ciliophora; Heterotrichea; Heterotrichida; Blepharismidae
Source: the annotation of a GenBank genome assembly
AUGGCAUCAAAAAACUAUAAAACUCCCCUAGAGGAAACCAAGUACAAGCAUUACUGCGCAACAAAAAUAAAAGCUUUAUGAAAAGGUUAUAAGCAGCGCGAAAGGUUUAGGCUGCUUAAAUCAAAAAAAUACGAUAAAGCCGCCACACAUAUCCAACAUUGAUGAAGACAUUAUAAAACUGCCAAGGAAAGUAAGCCACUCACCGUUAGUGAUGCAGCCAUAAAAAUCCAAAGACUCUGACGAAACUAUACAAAUGGUAAAAUCUUUAAGUACUACAAAGAACUGAUUCAGUUUAAAUUUAAAGGAAAUCCACGAGAUUUAUUAAAAACUAUCAACCCAAUUGAAGCAUCAAUGCUGGACAAAGCAUCAAAUGCCCAUUUGAGAUUUCGCCUAGGAGGUGAUAAGUUUCCACCUUUAAUUUACUAUAAAUUAUAUGUGCAUGCUGGAGUGUGUGAUGUUAACAGUUUUGCACCUCGCGAUUACACAGCAAUUAAAAAAGCUACUGGGAAAGAAAUCAUUAAUAUGCAUUUAGAAAAUGAAGAAGUGAAAAACAUCAAAACAGGAUGAUAUGAGAGAUAUGAUAAUAAUGGGUGAAGACCUAUCACAGAUAACUUAAUCAUGCCUUUCGAUCGGGUUGAACUGCAUUCUUCAAAUAAACCUGCUGUAUUCCAUCAUGAUAAAUUGGUUAGAAGGGAACUCGUCGCGAAACAAAAAAGAAAACGGAAAAUUAAAUGGCUUAAAGAAUUGUAUGCAGAAGGUAGAAAAAUUGAAGAAAUGGAGAAGGAGCAAGAAAUUGAGAAUCAGUCAAAAAUCAACGAAGAAGAAGAGGAAGAAGAAGACCCAUUUAGGGAAGAAAAAUUGCUGGAUUUAAAUGAAGACGAUUUUGAUGAAUAUGUGAAUGGCUUGAUGAAGUGGUCAGAAACGCUUGAUUUUGAUAAGUAUAUGGAUCAUUGGAUGCAGAUUGCGACCUCAGCACCUGUUGAAAACGAUCCAGCAGAGACAGAAGAAAUAAUGCUUUAG